Molecule: messenger RNA, 3228 nt
Organism: Nerophis ophidion (straightnose pipefish)
Lineage: Eukaryota; Metazoa; Chordata; Actinopteri; Syngnathiformes; Syngnathidae
Product: retrovirus-related Pol polyprotein from transposon 412
Exons: 2
Coding region: 94-1803 (569 amino acids)
Biological process (GO): DNA integration
Molecular function (GO): nucleic acid binding
Source: RefSeq, a predicted model, not a curated record
UACAGGAAGCGGAAAUGUGAAGAGAAAACCAUCUAUCAACUCAUUCUUCCAGAAUCCCUCAGAGUCACUGUACUCAAGUGUCUCCAUGACGACAUGGGACACAUGGGCAUAGACCGUACUAUUGACUUAGUGAGGUCAAGAUUCUACUGGCCACGAAUGGCUGCGGAUGUUGAGCACAAGGUCAAAACCUGUGGCCGGUGUGUUAGGAGAAAGACUCCGCCUGAGAAAGCAGCACCGCUGGUCAGUAUCCAGACAAGUAGGCCUAUGCAAUUGGUCUGCAUGGACUACCUAUCACUGGAGCCUGAUUCCCACAAUACCAAGGACAUUCUGGUCAUCACAGACCACUUUACAAAAUAUGCGGUAGCUGUACCCACGAAAGAUCAAAAAGCUACUACUGUUGCGAAGUGUCUGUGGGAGCAUUUCUUGGUUCACUACGGCUUUCCUGAACGCCUGCACAGUGAUCAGGGAAGAGAUUUUGAGUCUCACACUAUUAAAGAACUUUGUGCCAUAGCCGGUAUCAAAAAAGUGAGAACCAGUCCUUAUCACCCGAGGGGAAACCCGGUUGAGCGAUUCAACCGCACCCUUCUUGGCAUGUUGGGUACUCUAAAAGAAAAGGAGAAGAGUCACUGGCGUGAUUUUGUUAAACCACUCACACAUGCCUACAACUGUACCAGAAGCGAAGUCACCGGGUUUAGUCCCUAUGAGUUAAUGUUUGGGAGACAACCCAGGCUUCCAGUCGAUAUUGCAUUCAACCUACCCGUCAGGGAAGGAGCACCAGUAUCUCACUCCCAAUAUGUGCGAAACCUCAAGUCUCGACUGGAGGAGAGUUAUCAAGCAGCCAUUGAAAACUCCCAGAAGGUUGCUGAGAGGAAUAAGCAGCAGUGGAAUAAACGAGUCAGAGAGUCUACACUUGAAGUGGGAGAUAGAGUACUGGUGAGAAAUGUCCGUCUGAAGAACAAACACAAACUCGCUGACAAGUGGGAGUCCGCUGUGUACAGUGUCUUACAACAGAUGGGAGACUUACCUGUUUACAAGGUCCAGCCAGUGGAUGAAGAUGGUCCAAUCCGCACUUUACACAGGGAUCUUCUGCUGCCUUGUGGACAAUUGGUUGAAGUCGAGGAUGAGGAAUCCAAUCAGCCAAAGCCGAUUCGUCGUCCCAGGACAAGACAUAGUUCUCCUCAGGUCCAAAAAGAGGAAAGUUCUGAGUCUGAAGAGGAGUACACAGUCUUUUCCGAGGAAACUUCUGCUCUCACUGAGAAGAGGUUUACAGAGGUCUAUAACAUCCCUAAACAGCUGGUUGUAGCUGACAACCCUCCCACAGAGAAGGAAUUGGGCGAGACACUACAAACCCAGUCACAAGUGGAGUCCUUUGCUGGUAAUGAGCUUCCGUUGCCAGUUGAAGAGGAAAAGGAAUUCCCUGAUGUGGUUGGAGAUCACCAGUUGGAGAACAAUGCUGAACAACCACCUCCUGAGGAAGUUGCAGUCUUGCCUGAGCCAGACAAUGUAAUACAAAAAGAUGAUAUACCCUUGCUGGAUCUGAAUGUUGAGAGUAAUGAAAACGGAGAUCCGGAAAAUAACACUGAAAUUCCAGAAGCUCGAGCUGAGGGAACCAACUUACCUGAUGACUGUGGUGAAGGCAAUAUGGUACGCCGAUCUGUAAGGUCAAGGCGGCCACCAGAUCGAUUGGACUACCCACAGUUGAGUAAACCCCUCAUCUCUUUUGCUCAAAGUCUUCUAGACAGUUUCAAUCACGCACUCAUUUCCUUUGGUGACUACAACAGUCAUGAGGUUAUAGCAAUUUGAGUCAAGAUGUUAUAGCACAUGAAGGGACUCAUGCUGACUUAAGGGGGGAGUGUGUAACCCAUAUGGAAAUAUAGUGUCACUAAUAUAUUCUCCUAUUAUUUAUUUCUAAUUUAUGGUGUGCCAAAAGUCACUUUGGUCACUUAAAAUGUUAAUUUAUGAUGUGUCAAAGUCAUGUGUUCACUACCGGGUUAAACUAAUGAUACAUGCACACAGCACGUUAUUCACAUGUUGGCCAGUAGAGGGCGCAUGCGCCUUUGUUAUUCCAGUCACUUCUUCACUGAACGUCACCGAGUGAAGACACGAGUCAUAUCAUUGUAUUUCAAAGACAAAGUUUAAAAGUUAAAAAUACUUGUUACUUCUGUGACCGAGUGUUGGAAAAGCAGCAUAAGAUAGCCGGGUUCCAGUGGGCGUUGGAUUGCUGUGCUUUGUGCUGCUGAGAACUCCAAUUGGUUUUUUGUGUGAUCCUGAAGUCUGGUUCCAAGCUGGACUUGAGUUUGAUGGCGAGCCAGUCCCAGUGAGUGAAGGUCUGCGGAGAGGGAGCGUUUGGAUGUGGUGUGGCCAGCUACAUCGGUCUCCACCCUCUGCAGUGACCUAUUACUGAACUGAUCUACCAUCAGAGUCGCAAGUAUCGAACCGAAUCAAUACGGAAUAACGGAUUACAAAAGAACUAAGGAAUCCCAACAAAGGAAUAUAGACAGUGUUCAAUUCAGUACUACCCGGGUAGAAUUCAAAUUUAAAAGGGGCAUUUCUUCUAUUUUUUCUAUUUUGAUUUUUGUAAUAGAGCUCUAUUUUAUUUUAUUUUUGGGGUAUUUUCAAUUCAAAAAGCACACUGUUCAUGUGUUGUUGUUUAUUAUUGUGCAAUAAAUUUGCCAGCAGCUGUUCUGUGGUCCACUACGUACAAAACGUCUCAUUUCGAGUAUCUCAAUUAUACGGCCAAGAACCUAGUAAUCUAAAUUGUUGUACUAACCUGCUAUCCUACAGUAGGGGUGCUACACAUUUCAUGCCCAGACAAGCCAGUUAGGCCGCCAGGUGGCGUCCGUUGAGGGGGGGGGGGUACUGUGGUGAGUUGUAUAUCCUUUGCUUAUUUUCUGUACUCUUUGGCACAACAUAUGUACUCUGUCUCUCAUCCACAGUAUGGAGCGCAGCUGGUGCAAAGCAGGAGCACACACCUGAAGUUGAUUAAGGGGGUCUAUUUAACCUGGGUUCUGACGCCAUGCGAGCGCCGGAACUUUGUGUCUCACCACCGUAUUGCUCGCAUGCGUACGCUCCUUCGGCUCACUUGCAAACCUUAGUUUGACUGGUGCUCCUUGCCAGGUUUGAUUGUUAUCUCUAGCCUUGUCUAGCUCUUUUAGUUUGUUUUGUUUCUUCUUUCAAGAAGUGUCUUUUUACCAAGCCUCGUCUAGCGUUUUAUGUUUGUACUUAGCU